Molecule: messenger RNA, 2717 nt
Organism: Poeciliopsis prolifica (blackstripe livebearer)
Lineage: Eukaryota; Metazoa; Chordata; Actinopteri; Cyprinodontiformes; Poeciliidae
Gene: chad
Product: chondroadherin
Exons: 4
Coding region: 233-1348 (371 amino acids)
Cellular component (GO): extracellular matrix
Molecular function (GO): protein binding
Source: RefSeq, a predicted model, not a curated record
UGACUUCCAUGUGCAGACCUCUCACUUUAACCCUCCUCAUUUUUUUCCCUCCUCAAGUAAAUGUUAUAAAUAGCGCUGUGUGCUCGGCUCAUCGGCAAUCCUCCUCUCACCUUUUGCUCACUCCUCCUCUCUGUUUUCCUCACAGCAAAACCACGCUCUGUUGUAGCGUCUCAUAACUGCUCCCGUCGAGGUUUUUGUUUUUGUAAAAGCUGCUCUGGCGGAGGCCAUCAGAAUGCGCUCGGCGUCCUGCGUGCUCUUGUUGGGAAGCUGCAUCCUCCUGGGGCUCCUGGGAGUCCAGAGCCAAUGCCCGAGCCCGUGCCAUUGCCACGGAGACCUGCAGCAUGUCAUCUGUGACGGCGUGGGGCUCAAGAAGAUCCCCCAGGUUUCUGAGGCCACCCGUCUGCUGAACCUGCAGAGGAACAACCUGGGCACCGUCCCCUCAGGGGCCUUCAGCGAAAGCAAGGGUCUCGUUUCUCUGCACAUGCAACAUUGCCAGAUACGAGAGAUUGAAUCCCAGGCCUUCAAGGGACUGAAGAAGCUCGUCUACCUCUACUUGUCCAACAACAAGAUCAGCAGCAUCAAGUCGGGCGCCUUCGAGGACCUCACUAUGCUCACCUACUUGUACAUGGAGGGGAACCAGAUGAGCGAGCUGACCAAGGGGCUCUUCUCCCCCAUGAUCAACCUCUUCGUUCUGCAGCUCAACAACAACAGGCUGCGGGAACUCCAGCCAGGGACCUUCGCGGGCGCCAAGGACCUGCGCUGGCUGCACAUGAGCGGGAAUGAGCUGACGACGCUGCACCCGGGGUCUCUGGACGAAGUGGAGAACCUCGCCAUCCUUCACCUGGACAGGAACAGGCUGUCCGCCUAUCCCAGCGCCGCCAUGGGCAAACUGCGAGUGGUGGAGGAGCUCACGCUGGGAAAGAACCCCAUGAAGACGAUCCCAGACAACGCCUUCCAGAGUUUUGGUCGCUACAUGGAGAAACUGCACCUGGACGAUAUGGGCUUGGAGAAGCUAUCCGCUGGUGCAUUUAAUGGAGUGACAGCACUUAAGUUCCUUUAUCUGGAUAACAACAACCUCAAGUCGUUGCCCACCACUAUGCAGCUGAAUGUCGACACCAACAUGACCCUCUUCAACAACCCCUGGACCUGCUCAUGCCAGCUAGCGCCACUACGCAAGUGGAUGGACUCCCGCCAAAACGAAACAGAUGCGAUUUGUGAGUCACCUCCUUCACAGAAAGGCAUACAAGUCAGAAAAAGCACCGUCUUCAAGCGCUGUAAGAGCGAAAAGAACGAUAAGAACAGUAAGAGCAAGAAGACAAAGAAAUCUCGGACUGGUCGACGUCAGUAAACCGUCAGCUGAUCAGGAGGCUCAGAGAAGGAGCCCGUCCAGGUGACCGGCUACAGCGAAAGCAACACUUACUGACUCUGCUUUGAGACUGUUGUAAAGGAAAAGCUUUACGCUCUAUGGUACACAAAACCCAUAUGCUUUUCUUUAUAUCAUUUAUAUCAAAGACGUAAUAAUAAAGUGGAAGCAGCAAACGAAGCAGCAGGAGGCAACCAGAACAGAAAGAUUUGAUGUUUUUAUUCUUCCUGAUGCAGGUGCAGAUCUUGGUUUGAUUGAAGUAAUUCUAAAGAUUUAGUUCAUAUCUACGACUGUUGAUCAGGUUUCAGAAAAGACGCAAAACGUCAAAAUGCAAUGCCUUCCAAGAGGUUUUCAGUCCCUUAAACCAUAAACUUUGAUGUGUUCCAGUGGGAUUUUAUGUCAUAAACUAACACAAAGGAGUGGAUAACUGUUAAGAGGAAGGAGAGUCUGCAAGUUUUGACUUUUUAAAUCAAAUCUGAAAAGUGUGGCAGGGGAUUCAGCCCAUGUAAGUCAACAUUGGUGAUGCUCUCCAUCAGAGCCAAAGCGCUCCACAUUUACGCGGCUCACCUUCGUGCAGCUACUUGAAUACGUGAUUGCAUACACACCUUGAUCACCUUAACAAUAAUCAAACCUGUCUGGAGUUAAUCUGCUGAUCCAACCGUUUUCUUUUUCAGUCAGAAAGAAAUUACCCCAUAGAUCCAUUUCAGGCGCUUUGGUGCACAGACCAAUAGUUACAUCUUUAUGAGAAGGAAACUGAGCAAAUGUACCAUUUACAUUUGGGCGAGGUUUUUACAUCUUUUCAUUUUUAUUGUCUUUAUUUUGUGAGCGUGUUGGCUUAUUGUCUGAGGAAAACUGCGGUUCAGUUUCAUCGUUUAUGUUUAAACAAUAAAAUAUUAAAAUCAUCAUUGGGUUUGAAACUUCCUGGUCUAAAUAACACUGAAGGUAGUCAGAUUUCAGUGUAUUCAAGUGAGUUUUGACACUUUGUAGUUUGACACUUUCACGCCAGUGGAAAACUUUGCGUAUAUUUACGCAAAGUUUAAUUUUUAUACAUGCUGACUUGUGCGUAAAAUCUGGUGUAGCACAUUUUUUUGUGCACACUCACGCUUUAUGCAUGAGGCCCCAGGUAAUUCAGAAAUUGUCUUUUCAGUGUCCUUUGUUAUAAAGGUGGAACAGGGUAUAUUUUUCUUUCUACUGUGUGCAACAAGAGGGCAAAUGUAAGAUUUUUACGAUUUUUUUUUUCUUCUUUCUACUAAAAUAUGUUUCCCCAUUUAUUGUAUAUUCUGUGUGUUUAUAUUUCAUUUUUGGACGUGAUAAUAACGACUCACAUCCAAUAAACCCUUUUUUAAAAAGUAAA